This is a messenger RNA of Vigna umbellata (rice bean), 1557 nucleotides long. Lineage: Eukaryota; Viridiplantae; Streptophyta; Magnoliopsida; Fabales; Fabaceae. The record is from RefSeq and is a predicted model, not a curated record.
UUGCCAUAAUUGGAAUAUUAGUUUUGAAAUAAAUUAUUGAAUAACUUACAUUAUAUAACACAAUUCUAUCAUUUAUUAUAUUAAGGGGCAUGGACAAAGAGUGGACUAAACUUCCAAGGUUUAAUGCAGAGUACAUCAAUGGUGUCGAACCUUUUUUGGAUUUUUCAUAUACUAGGGGAAGACCUCAAGGAAAUGAGAUUUUAUGUCCUUGUGUAAAGUGUAGAAAUUGAUGUUGGGCAAGAAGCGUGGUUUAUGAUCAUUUGAUAGCCAUAGGUUUUCUAAAAGGCUACAGUGUGGUUUAUGGUCGUUCCACUGACCCGUUUGAGAGACUUGAUUAGAGUUCUAGUUCAACAAUUCCAUUAGUAAUUACGGGUAAAACCCGACACCCAUUGCUUGAUUGCAUGGCUUUGAAUCAUGGGCACACAUAGCAGUGAGUUGCUGCAGUGAUUAGUGAUUGUGAAGAUGGAGAGAGAAUGGUGAUAGCUAAGAGAGUUAAUUCAUUAAUUUGCUAAUGCAUAUUCAACUUUGUCGUUUCGUUGAUUUUCUAUGUUGACAACAGCUUCGGAUAGACGAAAGUGAAACUCUAUUUUUUUGAAUUUUUCUGCAGAGGAAAUGCUUAAUUGGUUGAGCAAGCGUUGUUUAUGCACCCUUGUGCCACGCCCAUGGCUUUUUGUGGGGUUGGGCAAUCCUGGUAACAAGUACGCAGGAACUCGCCACAAUGUGGGCUUUGAGAUGAUUGAUGCAUUUGCUGAGUCGCAGGGGAUUCCUAUGAACACUUCCUAUUCCAAAGCCAUUUUCGGAAAAGGUUUUGUUGGUGAAGUUCCUGUCUUCCUUGCAAAGCCUCAGACUUACAUGAAUCUGAGUGGUGAAUCAACGGGACCAGUGGCUGCUUAUUAUAAGCUACCCCUUAGUCAAGUGCUUGUGUUCCAUGAUGACAUGACCUUGCCAUGUGGGGUGCUUCGUCUUUAUGACAAAGGGGGUCAUGGAAGCCACAAAGGGCUAAAGAGUGUGAUCUAUCACUUCAGAGGAAAUAGAGAAUUUCCUAGGCUGAGAAUAGGGAUUGGAAGUCCUCCUGGGCAAAUGGAUCCUAAAGCAUUUUUGCUUCAAAAGUUUAAUUUAACAGCUAGACAACGAAUUGACGAGGCUUUGCAAGAGGGAGUUGAUGCCUUGAAGCUCCUUUUAUCUAAAGGUUUUGCAGAGAGUGCAAAAAGAUUCAACAAAGAACAGAAGUAUAAGCACUUGAGAGUGCAAAACUUACCAGUUUGAUAGGAUUCCCUUUUUCUCUUUAGGUUGCAAUACAUGUGUACAAUUUAGUGAUUGAAAAUUGCCUGAAUUUUGUAACAUUCCAUAUAUAUGUAUGUAUGAAAUUUUCAGUCUUUGAUUUGCUUUAAUUUGGAUAUUGUCUCUGAAAUGUGCAAACUCAAAACUGGUGGGAUAACAUUUAAAACGUAUUAAAGGUUGCUACAUUGUGUAUACUAUAUGGACUUUGAUGAAAGGGGCAUCAUCUGUUAGAGUAGCAUGCAUGUACCUUUUCCCACCCCAUGGAAAAUGUUUUUA